AUGUCAUUCACACCACCUGCAUCCGCAAGCCCGCGUAUCAAAAGGGCUGCAGAGAUGUUAAAGAUGGCCAAUUCAGAAGAAGAUGAUGCGUUUCUACCUAACCCACGGUUGAGACCAAAACAAAAUGAAGUUUCAUCACGACCAGCAACGCCUGGUUCUCCAAUUAAGAAGUCUGAGCGGCCAUUGAACAAUGUCCAAAAGAUGAUUUUACGUAAGGAACAGGAGGCAAAGGAGAACAAUGCCAGUCUUCCUGCUAGACCAGAUAUGAAACCUCCAUUGCUUGGACGUAGAAAUAUCUUUGUCAAACAAGAUAACAAAAUACAGCAGGACAAGGAAACUUCAGAAGAUAAAAUGUCCACCAGUGAAAUGGGCAGAAUGGGUAAGAUCAAUACUGCAAUGUCGGCUUCACCAUCACGAAAAAAUUUAGACAAACUAAGUACAAUUCAAGCCAAACUUACUCCAAAGAAGAAUGAAGAGAAUAGUACUUCUGCUCCUAUCAUACUACCUAAAAAGAGAUGUACAUCAUCUAAAAGAGCUAUAUCUAAUAAUCGGAAGGUAUCAAGGAAAUUCAGCGCAAAUGGUACUGUUACUAACACCUCAUGUGGCACGCUACAAUCAUGGAUUGACGAAGAUAGAAACAAUUCUAAGCUAUUGGCAUUUGUUUGCAGAAUGAUCGAAAUUAAAAAAUGGAUUGAAGGUGUGCUUAAUCUGGAUAUAGGAUUGCAAGAUAAUCAAAUUCAUGAAUUUCCCGAUUAUUUGACGAAUGGUGUACUUAUUGCUAAAUUGGCACAGCAUUUUGAUCCUGAUCAUGCCAAACGAAUCUAUGAGAAUAAUGAUGGAUACAGAAUGAGAACUGCACAGUUUAAAUUUACUCAAAACAUAGUCACAUUUUUAGAAUUCACCAGACGUGAGAAGCUUCCAUCUUUGUUUAUAUUUGAAACGAACGAUCUAUACGAGAAGAAAAAUAUUCCUAAAGUAAUAGCCUGCUUACAUGCGCUGUGUUGUUAUAUGGCGAUGAUGGGUAGGUCUCCUGCAGUUGAUAAGAUUGAAGAAAAGGCCGGCGUUCUGGAAGAACAUGAUUUCGAUGUUUCCCUUUUGAAUCAAAUCAAACAAAAAUUUGGCAGAUAUCCUCUGGGGAGAAAAUAUAUUGAAGGAUUUGAAGAAGCUGUUAGAGUUAAUGUUGGUGAUGAUAUUAAAAACCUAAAGCUUAUUCAAGUCGAAGACCCGAUUAAAAAGCCGGUUGAAGCACCAACCGAAGCACCAACCGAAGCACCAAUCGACGAACCCAAAGGCGAAACACCAGUGGAAGAAAUGACGGAAGGUCCAGAGGAAGAAAUAGGAAUAAAUAAUGAACUUUUAAGUGUUCACCUUGUUAGUGCCGAUGCUUCAUCUGAGCACACAUUUGAUAGUACAUUUGAAAAAACAACUGAUGAAACAACUGAACAAGACGAGGAAGAUAAUAACGCUUUCCUCCCGCCGUCAGAGGAAGAGCAACAACUUACCCGUGAAGCUAGAAACUUGUUUAAUUCAAUACCUUUAAGUGUAUCUCUUGAUUCAAUAUCUGAAAUUCAGGCUAAGUACCGGUAUAUGAUAGACAAUGACGAUUUUGAAUUCUUGAGGAGCUCGCAAUUUUCUACAACAGAUGGUGAGCCUGAAAUCGAGCAUGGGAGGCACGUCAUCAACCUUCAAUCUUUGGCACGUGGAUUCCUACUAAGGUUUGAUAUUUUUGUUACUAAAGAGACUUUGAGGUUGUAUGUGAAUGAAGUUGUUCAAUUUCAAUCGAUGAUUAGAGGUUUGAUUGCGAGAGAGGCAUAUUAUAACAAGGAAAUGAAGGCAUUUGGGUCAUCAGCAAACAUGAGACUUAUUUUGAAAAAUAGGGUUGCUCAUGCUAGACUUGUCGAAAAACUUCCAAUGAUCAAGGAGUAUACAGAUGAAGUAUCGCAACUGCAGAAUGCAAUCAGAGGCUCGUUAGUGAGAGAAAAGAUGUGGAAAUUUCGUAAAGAUUUAUUACUCGAACUGAACAAGAUCAUUAAACUUCAAUCGGUUAUUCGUGGUAGUACAAUGAGAUUGAUGAUCAAAAGCGGUUUCAAGCCUCCAAGGAAGAGCAAACAAAGGAAACCACCCCCACAGCCAACAUCAGGCAUGACCAAAACAUCCAUUUCAAAAUCUCCUAAAACCAAGCAACUGCUAUCAUCUUCAAUUAUAUCCACUACUUCGUUCGAUGCUCCCUUUGAGGAUGAUUUAUUUGAAAAGUACAACCUUCCUACUGUUCCACAACUUCCUCAACCAGGUAAUGUUAGAAUUAGGAGCGCCGAACGACAGCGAAACGCACAAUACCAUGCCGAACUACCGAUUUUACAGUCUUCUGAGCGGAAGGCUUCAAAAUUGAUGCAUUCUCCAACAAAAAAGAAAAUUGCAACAUUACCCGUUGAAAGGCCUAGUAUUGAUCACAUAAAUGUUCUCGAGUUACAGAGUUCUAUUCGAGGAAUGCUAACACGUAUAAGGUUAAACAAACUGAUUGAUGAAUUAUGGAUGGAGAGGGAUCAUAUUUCCCACUUUGUGGCAAGAAUCAAAGGUGUGCUGGUUAGAAAACAUGUUACCGAGCUAAGAAAAUCUUUAAUGGUUUAUCAAAACGAAAUAAUUGGAAUUCAGAGUAUGCUGAGGGGAAUUGAGAGUAAAGUUGAUUACGACUGUCUUGUCGAAGACAUCCAUGCUGAAAGAAAUAACGUCAUCCUACUACAAAACAUAGUUCGAGGUGUCAUUGUGAGACGUGAAAUUAGAGAAAUCAAAGCGAGAUUACACCUAGCAGAACCUUGUAUUUGUCGUUUACAAGCAAUAAUCAAAGGUGUCCAUGGCCAUUUACAGUAUCGUUCAUUAGUGGAAAACGAAGUACCACCAUUAAGGGUCGUGCAAAGACAUAUCUCACUGUUAUCCAACCAUGAACUUGACGAAAAUGCCGAAUUGAUCAAAUUACAAGAGCAAAUUCAAAUCGAAAAGGCAAAUGUGAGAAAAGAAAUUGAGAAGUUCAAUAAUUUGAAAAUUAAGAUGGAAAUAUUGAAAAAACACGGCAUCAAUAUAGGCAAUAUGAUGAAUAAAGUCCAAAAAAACGUUGAUUUGGGAAACGAUGCUUUGGAUAAUGUCGAUGAGGCGAAUUUUAUCAAAACACCUCCAGUUAUUGAAAAGUCUUCAAACGACUUAAGUUUACUAUUAGGGAAGUUUUUUAGUAUACUACAAACGGAUUCUAGUUACUGGUCGACUAUAUUGAAUUAUUUUGAAAAUAGUGGAGACUUGGUGGAAUUGAAGCACGGGAAUUUGGAGGAUUGGAUAUUACUGUGUUUUAACUACGGAGAAGUGGAAAAAGACACCAGUGUGGAACCAAAUCGGGAGGAAUACUAUUACAUGAAAUUAGUUGUUUCCACGUUUAAAGAGUAUUUAAGAGGGUUUGGUGAUGAAAGUUUGAAAAAAAUUAUAAAGAAUCGUGUGGAUUUGGAAUUUGAAUAUUCAUAUUGGGAAAUUCUAAUUCAUGCGUACACAAACUUAAUUCAGCAAAGAAGGUUAUCAAAGACUAUACUCGAAGAUAUCAUUUUUAUUGUAACAUCAGACGAAGAAGUUUCCUUUGAGUAUGAUCCAUCGUUAAUUAUACAAAGUUUGACUUUGAAUGACAAUGAGCGCAGGAUUCUUGAGAAUGGAGAUAAUCCAUUUCAAGUUAAAGUUAUUGAAAGGGCAUACAUUCAGAACAUGCAGCAUUUACGUACGACCACCACGGAGAUCAUGAAAAUACUAAAGAGGAAAGUGAAUAAGCUUCCACAAUAUAUUAGAUGUUUACUUCAUGACAUGUAUCUGACUCUUAAAGAGAACACCGGAUUGAGUGGGCUAUACAUAAUGAGUCUACUUGGCAGUAUCUUCAUGCAAUGCUAUAUUUUACCAAUUUUUGAGACCCCGGAAAAUUUUUCCAUUAAUAUCAAUGCUAUUAGCGAUGAUGUUGAGACAGUUACAAAUAUAAGCAGAAACUUGCAAAUUGUGAGAAUUGUAUUAAAUCAAAUAGCAAGCUCCAGGAAGUUUCACGGAUCAUUGGCGUAUCUCUCGAGUCUUAAUGGUUACGUGGAAGAGAUGAGGAAUUUCAUUAUUGGUUUUAUUAAGGAUAUCAUUGGUAAUACUGGUCUUAAUUCAUACAAAAAGAUCCUUGAUGACAAUAUAGAAGGAUUUGUGAAAAUAAAAUAUGAAGACAUCAGAGAAGUAGUAGGUAUAUGGAAUCAGUUUACCAAUGAAAUUAUACACAAAGAAGAUGAUGUACUGAAGAUGACUAUCGAUGAGCUGAAAACAUAUAUCGAUUUGGAGAAAAUCAAAGAAGACGUAAAGCUACCCGUAGACAAGUAUGGAUACACCAUCAUACGAUUAGAGGAGGGUGUCGAGAUAGAGGGCAAUAUAAAGCAACUAGUUAUGGAGAGAGUCAUAAUGAGGGUGAAACGCUUCCUCGCUUAUAUUUUGCAAGUACAGCAUGGUGAUUUCGAAGAUCUAGUUGAUCUGCUGGUUGCCGAGAUUGAACCAAAUGACGAACUAAGGUAUUUAGAAAUCGUCAGGCACGAGAAGAAGAUGAAUAUUAACAAUGAAUCCCACAAGUAUAGCUAUCCGCAAUUGAAAGUUGAAACGAUUAAAAUGUUAUACGAUUUACAGGAAAAUGGUGUCACAACCUCAGCGGAUGGUUUCCAAAAAAUCAUCAAUUUGUUAGCCGAUGAUAUACGCCAUAAGAGACAGCAGGAAAAGAUGAGAAAAUUAGAGGCAAAGAAUGUUGUUGACACCUUAACUGAGUUGAAGAGAAGAUCAAGACUUUAUAGCAAACAAUACAACGAAUUUGAAAGGAAGAUUGAUGAUGUUCUAAAUAGCAAGUUCAAAGUUGUUGAAAUCACCAAAAACGAAUCGAUAUUUAAGUUUUUUCGAAGCAGUGGACCUAGGAAGGCAUCGAAAGCUUCGUCAUUUGGUAUAAUGAAGAGGCCGUUGAAGGAGUUACAGGAGAGAAAGGUUGUGACUAAGGUGAACGACGAGUUUGCAAGGUCCGGGUUUCAUAUACGAAGGCCAAGUUUAGUGGUUGAGUGCGAAAAACCGGGACAUUUUGUUGUACACCUAAAUGUUGGUGUUUCGAUUCGUCGUGUCAGUAUAGAGGAGCUCAUUAGAAACGAGUAUGAGCAAAGGGGGGAAUUGGAGCUUUUCGAUGGAUUGUUUGUCUCAAGCAGUAAAUUCUUGCAGCUUAUCAUUGACACCUUCUAUACUGGAAAAUGA
Messenger RNA from Pichia kudriavzevii, 5277 nucleotides. RefSeq lists its product as uncharacterized. The record is from RefSeq and is a predicted model, not a curated record. Gene Ontology annotation, molecular function: calmodulin binding; actin filament binding; GTPase activator activity. The transcript has a single exon. Lineage: Eukaryota; Fungi; Ascomycota; Pichiomycetes; Pichiales; Pichiaceae. Gene Ontology annotation, cellular component: mitotic actomyosin contractile ring; cytoplasm. Gene Ontology annotation, biological process: mitotic actomyosin contractile ring assembly actin filament organization; regulation of actin cytoskeleton organization; regulation of GTPase activity. Bases 1 to 5277 code for a protein of 1758 amino acids.